This is a messenger RNA of Lepus europaeus (European hare), 553 nucleotides long. It is a transcript of the gene SHISAL2A, whose product is annotated as shisa like 2A. Lineage: Eukaryota; Metazoa; Chordata; Mammalia; Lagomorpha; Leporidae. The record is from RefSeq and is a predicted model, not a curated record.
CGCGAUGAGCGGCGCCUGCACGAGCUACGUGAGCGCCGAGCAGGAGGCGGUGCGCGGCUUCAGCUGCCCGCGGCCGGGGGGCGAGGCGGCCGCCGUCUUCUGCUGCGGCUUCCGCGACCACAAGUACUGCUGCGACGACCCGCACAGCUUCUUCCCCUACGAGCACGGCUACAUGUGGUGGCUCAGCGUCGGCGCGCUCCUGGGCCUGUCCGUAGCAGCAGUGGUCCUCCUGGCCUUCGUUAUCACCGCCUGUGUGCUCUGUUUCUUGUUCAUCAGCGCAAAGCCUCACCCAAAGUUGGACCCAGGCUUAAGUUUGCAGACAACAGGCCGGGAGGACUUACCCACCGACCAUCAGGGUGUGAGCACAGGCAUCGCAGCAGUGUGCCCUCGGGGCAGCGUGACCCCUUCUUGAACCCACGUCUGGAAGGCAAGGAGAACAAGCACUGGUUGCCUCCGCGGGUACUGCUUCACGGCCACAGUGACCACCAGUGACAUUCCAGGCAGCCCUAAGGCCCUUGUCCCCCACCCUGACCCAUGUGGACCAGUCCCAUAA